AACAGGUGGAGGAAGAAGGUCUGGUGAAGUAUAAAGGCACACUACCCCUCACCUCUAAAACCCCUGCAUCUCUUUCUCUAAAACUCUCUCUCUCUCUCUCUCUCUCUCUCUCUCUCUCUAAAACUCUCUCGCGUUGGAGUUUGUAUACAGAUUCAGACGCCAUUGAUUCUCUCACAUCAUAAACCUACUGAUUGGAUGCACUUCAUCACACAUUAAUAUCACUCCGUUCGUUCAUUUCUCGGCGAUAUCGACGGUGAUUUCUGCUCUCAACCGCUGCAACCAUGGGGACCGAUAAGGCUCUCAGUCUCGAAGAGAUUAAAAACGAAACUAUUGAUCUGGAGAAAGUACCGAUUGAGGAGGUGUUUCAACAGUUGAAAUGUAACCGAGAAGGUCUAACCUCAGAUGAAGGAGCUGCGAGACUGCAAAUUUUCGGACCCAACAAAUUGGAGGAGAAAAAAGAAAGCAAAAUACUCAAGUUUCUCGGGUUCAUGUGGAAUCCUCUAUCGUGGGUCAUGGAAGCUGCAGCCAUUAUGGCAAUCGCAAUGGCUAAUGGAGGUGGAAAGCCACCAGAUUGGCAAGACUUUGUUGGUAUUGUUUGCCUUCUUGUUAUUAACUCAACCAUCAGUUUUAUUGAAGAAAACAAUGCUGGAAACGCGGCUGCUGCACUUAUGGCUGGUCUCGCCCCUAAAACCAAGGUUCUUCGGGAUGGUCGUUGGAGUGAACAAGAAGCUUCCAUCUUGGUCCCGGGAGAUAUUAUCAGUAUCAAACUUGGUGAUAUUGUUCCUGCUGAUGCUCGUCUUCUAGAAGGUGAUCCGUUAAAGAUUGACCAAUCUGCCCUUACUGGUGAAUCACUUCCUGUGAACAAGAAUCCGUAUGACGAGGUGUUCUCCGGAUCAACUUGCAAGCAAGGUGAAAUCGAAGCGGUUGUUAUCGCCACUGGUGUGCACACUUUCUUCGGAAAGGCUGCACAUCUUGUGGAUAGCACUAACCAAGUUGGUCAUUUCCAACAAGUUCUUACGGCGAUCGGAAACUUCUGUAUCUGCUCCAUUGCUGUUGGAAUGUUGGUUGAGAUAAUCGUCAUGUACCCGAUUCAGCACAGGCAGUACAGAAGUGGGAUUGACAAUCUUUUGGUGUUGCUUAUCGGUGGAAUUCCGAUUGCUAUGCCUACUGUGCUUUCGGUCACCAUGGCUAUUGGAUCGCAUAGGCUUUCACAGCAGGGUGCUAUUACUAAAAGAAUGACUGCAAUUGAAGAAAUGGCUGGAAUGGAUGUGCUUUGCAGUGAUAAGACGGGAACACUGACACUUAACAAGCUUACAGUUGAUAAAAAUUUAAUUGAGGUGUUUGCAAAAGGUGUCGAUAAGGAGCAGGUGCUGCUUUAUGCUGCUAGGGCUUCUAGGACUGAGAACCAGGAUGCUAUUGAUGCUGCCAUUGUUGGAACCCUUGCUGAUCCUAAAGAGGCACGAGCUGGAAUUAGAGAGGUUCACUUCUUUCCAUUUAACCCUGUUGACAAGAGGACAGCUUUGACGUACAUCGAUGAGCGUGGAAAUUGGCAUAGAACAAGCAAAGGUGCUCCAGAACAGAUUUUGACCCUCUGUGGAUGCAAAGAAGAUAUGAAAAAGAAAGUUCACGCAAUGAUUGAUAAAUUUGCUGAACGUGGGUUGCGUUCUUUGGCUGUUGGAAAACAGGAAGUGCCUGAAAAAACAAAAGAAGGCCCAGGUGGACCAUGGCAAUUUGUUGGAUUGUUGUCCCUAUUCGACCCACCAAGGCAUGACAGUGCUGAGACCAUUCGCCAAGCUCUCCAUCUUGGUGUAAAUGUCAAAAUGAUUACCGGCGACCAACUUGCCAUUGCUAAGGAGACUGGUAGACGGCUCGGUAUGGGAACAAACAUGUACCCUUCUUCUUCUUUGCUCGGUGGCCACAAGGAUCCAUCCAUUGCAACACUUCCUAUUGAAGAGUUGAUAGAGAAAGCCGAUGGAUUUGCAGGAGUUUUUCCAGAACACAAGUAUGAGAUUGUGAAGAAGUUACAAGAAAGAAAGCACAUAUGUGGGAUGACUGGAGAUGGUGUGAAUGACGCCCCUGCUUUGAAGAAAGCAGACAUUGGAAUUGCUGUUGCUGAUGCUACAGAUGCUGCAAGGAGUGCUUCGGACAUCGUGCUUACCGAGCCUGGGCUUAGUGUUAUUAUCAGUGCAGUGCUUACAAGUCGCGCUAUUUUCCAAAGAAUGAAGAAUUAUACUAUCUAUGCCGUCUCCAUCACCAUUCGUAUUGUGUUUGGAUUUAUGUUCAUCGCUUUGAUAUGGAAGUUUGACUUCUCUCCCUUCAUGGUUUUGAUUAUUGCAAUUCUUAACGAUGGUACCAUCAUGACCAUCUCAAAGGAUAGGGUGAAACCAUCUCCGUUACCUGACAGCUGGAAGCUAAAAGAGAUCUUUGCCACUGGAAUCGUGCUCGGAGGAUACCUUGCACUGAUGACCGUCAUAUUCUUCUGGAUCAUGAAAGACACCGACUUCUUCACAGAAAAAUUUGGUGUUAGAUCUUUGAGAAAUAGUGAAGUUGAGAUGAUGGCGGCUUUAUAUCUCCAAGUCAGUAUAGUCAGCCAGGCUUUGAUUUUUGUAACGCGUUCUCGCAGCUGGUCGUUUAUUGAACGCCCGGGUCUCUUAUUAUUGGGUGCUUUCCUAGCAGCACAACUGGUUGCGACUCUAAUAGCAGUCUACGCAGAGUGGGAAUUCGCAAGAAUCAAGGGAGUCGGGUGGGGAUGGGCCGGUGUCAUCUGGCUCUACAGCAUCGUGUUCUACUUCCCUCUCGAUAUUAUGAAAUUCGCUAUUCGAUACAUCCUUAGCGGGAAAGCCUGGCGCAACAUGCUUGAAAACAAGACGGCUUUCACGACGAAGAAGGAUUAUGGAAGAGAAGAGAGAGAAGCCCAAUGGGCUCUUGCUCAGAGGACAUUGCAUGGUCUUCAAGCACCGGAAACCUCUAAUAUCUUUAACGAAAAGAGCAGCUACAGAGAACUGUCGGAAAUAGCGGAACAGGCCAAGAGACGUGCUGAAGUUGCAAGACUUCGAGAGGUGCUUACACUGAAGGGGCAUGUUGAGUCGGUGGUGAAGCUGAAGGGGCUGGAUAUCGACACAAUCCAACAGCAUUACACAGUGUGAGAGAUGAUGCGUGAAACAACCCUCUUUUUUUAAACAUAGUAUGAGACUAGUAGAAGUUGAUAAUUUGUGUGGGGAAAGGCAUUUUAUGCUGGGAUUUAACCCCAUGAAACUGUUUACUCGUCCUGUUUUGUUUUCCAGUCGCAUUUUCGAGCACUAUUGCGCGUAUGGUUGCUGCUGCUUUGUGUAUGUUUAAGAAAGAAUGAAAAGCAUGUAGCACAUUUCCCAUAAUGUAGUUUCCAUCUCCUUGUCU
Molecule: messenger RNA, 3396 nt
Organism: Helianthus annuus (common sunflower)
Lineage: Eukaryota; Viridiplantae; Streptophyta; Magnoliopsida; Asterales; Asteraceae
Product: plasma membrane ATPase 4
Exons: 16
Coding region: 282-3146 (954 amino acids)
Biological process (GO): regulation of intracellular pH; proton export across plasma membrane
Cellular component (GO): plasma membrane
Molecular function (GO): ATP hydrolysis activity; P-type proton-exporting transporter activity; ATP binding
Source: RefSeq, a predicted model, not a curated record